Molecule: messenger RNA, 327 nt
Organism: Labrus bergylta (ballan wrasse)
Lineage: Eukaryota; Metazoa; Chordata; Actinopteri; Labriformes; Labridae
Source: RefSeq, a predicted model, not a curated record
CUGUUGCGUGGGGUGACCCCAAAGCGCCGUUCACGUCGUCAGUUGGCUCAGCUGGACCAGAGGAAGCCCUACAUCACAGCCUGCUUCAGGCAGCUGCCCUCCAGCUUCACAGUGGGAUCUGAUCAUCGCCACAGCAGCUGUGAGAACAAGCCUCUUGAACCUGGCCAGGAGUACGUCUUCUUCCUGCUGGCUGAACUCAAUACCACUGCCGGGAAAAUGUUUGCUACCAGUCCUUAUACCGACACAGUGAUGACUCCGGAGCUAGUGGUGGACCCCCUGCCAGUAGAGACUGGGGACGGACUCAUAUGGGUGGUGGGCCAGUCCUAG